Messenger RNA from Symbiodinium sp. CCMP2456, 1665 nucleotides. The record is from the annotation of a GenBank genome assembly. Lineage: Eukaryota; Dinophyceae; Suessiales; Symbiodiniaceae.
AUGGAGAAAACCGAAGUCGCGCAGCUGCUGGAUGAGGCACUACAUAGGCAAGGCCGAGAAGUCAUGGGGCAGCUGGAUGCGUGGCUCCUGCGCUUGGAUAGCAUCCUGCGAAGCCAGAUGAUCCACGAGACGACGGCCGCAGUGCAGCUCAGGAGCCAGGAGUAUGAGCUGGCUCCGCAAAAAACGAACACGGAGCUGGACGAGGAGGACAAGGAGUCUUCCCAUUGCACACAGAGACCGUCUGCUGCAUCAAGUCCGGGUCGCCUCACGCAGCGAUCCGUCACCGGAAGGCGCUUCUCACGGGUGAGCUAUGAUGAGGCGCUGGAUCAGGCCGCCCGAGUUCAGUUUGAGCGCAGUGUUUCCCAGUCCGCCAUGAAACACGCUGAGCAGAGUGGCAUGACAGGUGGGUGCCUGCAGCAUAUUCAGAGGCAGGCCGAGAAGCUCUCGUCCUCAUCCACUUUCGACAUGUUCUUCCUCAUGGUCAUUAUCUCCAAUUCAAUCCUGCUCGGAGUGCAACUAGAGAUGAUAGCAUCGUCCAGCACCGACGAUGCAGGAUCAGAAACUAGCUUCCUCGUGCUAAACUUUGUGUAUGCGGUAGCAUUCACUUUCGAGAUCGUCGUGCGCCUCAUAGCAAAAGGCCUCAAGACAUACUUUUGUGGCUCCUCUUGGGCUUGGGGUUGGUUGGAUGCCAUUGUUGUGAUCUCUGCGUGGGUGGAGCUGGCUGGUGAAGUUACAACUCAGUCCGGUGGAGACGGAGAGGCCAGCAGCAACUUGCGGAUCAUCCGGAUCUUUCGCGUCACCAGGCUUUUACAAACCGUCCGCUCCUUGCGGAUGAUAAGGUUUCUUACCGCCCUACGAACGAUCGUUUACUCAAUGGUGGGUGCGACAAAGUCGUUGUUUUGGAUUCUCUUGCUUCUCUGCCUGAUAUUGUAUAUCUUCAGCAUUCUCUUCACCGACGCUGUUGUGCACCACGCCCAGACGAAUCCCGACAGCAUCCACCUUCCUGAGAUGCGUAAAUACUUCGGCUCUGUUAGCACAUCAAUGAACACGCUGUAUCGUUCGGUGUUGGCCGGCGUGGAUUGGUCUGAGCCUGCAGACGAGCUGUACAAGCUGGGCAGCGAAUGGUUGAUGCUGUUCAACUUUUUCAUUGCACUUUCCAUGCUGGCACUGUUGAAUGUGAUGACCGGAUUGUUUUCUUCAAGUUCCAUCCGUGCCGCUGAGCGAAACCAUGAUGUGAUGAUGCAAAAUAGGACAGCCCUCAGAGAAGCAGCCGCUCGCCUCUUCGAGAAGAUGGAUAUGAGCGGAUUCGGGACCAUCACAAUCACGGAGUUUGAAGCAGUGUAUGAGGACGAGGAUAUGAAGACUUUCCUGGAAUCGUUAGAGAUCAGCGCGACAGAUGCCUGGACACUAUUCAACAGCUUGAAUUUGGACGGCAACCAUGUCUUGACGCUUGAUGAAUUCACGGAGGGGUGCCUGCUUCUGCGGGGGAAUGCCCGCUCGGUUGAUGUGUUCGCCCUGAAGCAGCAGAACAAGAAAAUCCGAGAGCAAAUUUCCGGCCUGACUAAAAUGCACACUGAGCUGUCAGAGUUCCUCCUCGAGCGCGACACGAUUUCAACACGCUGGCCCCCAGUGCCACAUGGCCCACUGGAGGUGAUCUCGACAUAA